AUGGCUGGACGCGCUACUGGACAAAGUAGCGCUAUCCCAGCCUGGAGAGUAAGAAUUGAAGAACGUAUCGCAAAGGAUAGGGCCCUCAUCGGCAGACUGAUAUGCUUCAGGUCAUGCAAUACCAGGUCAAGGAUUGUGCGCACCGUCAGGAUGGCGUUUGCUGGGAUAAAUUUUAGUUUAUCCCAGCCGGAUAUAAUGCAAAAACUGACGGAGUGCAUAGACGACCUGAAGCAGAGAAUCGCUGCUUGGGGACAGCGGAUUCGGCGAUAUACUGAGAGGUCGACACAUCACAACCAGAAUCGUCUUUUUCAGAGUGAAGAAUUCUGGCACGGCUUGACAGGCUGCAUCACCACUGGUUUAAGGGGUUCGUGGUGCGUCACGCUGUGCUCGCUCGACAGUUUCAAGGGAUCUCUUGAAACAGAAGUACGCUCCCAAGCCCUUCACUACUGGGGUCACUCAUUUGGUUCCUAA
This is a messenger RNA of Parnassius apollo (apollo), 471 nucleotides long. The record is from the annotation of a GenBank genome assembly. NCBI's taxonomy places the organism in Eukaryota, Metazoa, Arthropoda, Insecta, Lepidoptera, Papilionidae.